AUGCCAAAUAAUACUCCAAAUGAAGAGUCCGGGCUGUGUCAAAGACGUUCAGAGGCUAGCAGGAAGACUUACCGUGCUGUUCCGCUUCCUCAGAGCGUCGGCAGCGAAGGCCCUGCCCUUCUUCAACUUGAUGAGAAAGAGGAUAUGGUUUUGGUGCGGGAAGAAGGGAAGGUUCAACAACGCAUUUACUUUGUGAGUAGAGCACUGCAAGGAGCAGAACUGAGAUACAGCAAAUUGGAGAAACUGGCACUAACACUCCUGACCUCUUCCCGUAGACUAAGGCAAUACUUCCAAGGCUACCAGAUUGUCGUGAGAACAGACCAAGGAAUCCGUCAAGUGCUCCAGAAAUCUGACUUGGCGAGAAGAAUGAUGACUUGGGCCAUUGAGCUCUCCCAGUAUGAUUUGCGAUAUGAGCCCCGACACGCGAUCAAGACGCAAGCAAUGGCAAAUUUCCUGGUUGAAGUGACGGGAGACCCAACCGAGGAAACAGGCAUACGGUGGAGGCUCCAUGUGGACGGGGCCUCCAACAAAACGUCCGGAGGUGCCGGGAUCAUCUUGGAAAGCUCUGCUGGGGUCAUAUACGAACAAUCGAUCAAGUUUGAGAUCCCCAUAUCGAACAAUCAAGCGGAGUACGAGGCCCUCUUGGCAGGCUUAAUCCUAGCUCGGGAAGUUGGGGCGGCGAGGUUGGAAGUGUGUAGUGACUCACAGGUCGUUACCUCACAGGUAAAUGGAAGCUACCAAGCCAGAGACUCGCAGUUACAGAAGUACUUGGAGAAGGUCAGAGAAUUGAGCAAGCAGUUCGAGGAGGUCACGAUCCAACACGUUCCGAGGGAAAGGAACACACAGGCAGACCUCCUAUCCAAGCUAGCAAGCACGAAACCAGGAGCCGGUAACCGAUCUCUCAUUCAGGACAUGGUAAAGGAACCAGAGGUUGCCCUCCACUUGACAAAGAUAGGCCCCUCCUGGAUGGACCCCAUCACUGAUUUCCUGAAAAACGGCAAACUCCCCGACGACGAGAAGGCAGCUAAAGCGUUGAGACGGGAGGCAGCCAAAUAUGCGGUAAUACAAGGGCAACUGUUCAAAAAGGGACUCAGCCAGCCCCUAUUGAAGUGCCUGCAUCCCAACCAAACGGACUACGUGCUCAGAGAGGUCCACGAGGGUUGCUGUGGUCACCACAUCGGGGGCAAAGCCCUAGCUAGAAAGCUCAUCCGAGCUGGAUAUUACUGGCCAUCGAUGAUGAUGGACUCCAAAGAAUUCGUAAGGAAAUUCGUCAAGUGCCAAGAGAAUGCCAACUUCCACAAAGCGCCGGCAACCGAAUUAAGCCUAUUGACGUCCUCCCGACCUUUCGCACAGUGGGGAAUCGACCUACUGGGGCCUUUUCCGGUUGGCCCGAGGCAAGUCAAAUACCUCAUAGUUGCUAUCGAUUACUACACCAAAUGGAUAGAGGCUGAACCACUGGCCAGUAUAUCCUCAUCCAAUUGUCGCAAGUUUAUGUGGAGGCAGGUGAUAACUCGAUUCGGCAUCCCGGAAGUUGUCUCCGAUAACGGGACACAGUUCACUGACAAGAAUUUCGUGGAGUUUCUCACUGGUCUGGGCAUAAAGCAGAAAUUCUCCUCUGUAGAGCAUCCCCAGACGAACGGUUAA
Molecule: messenger RNA, 1644 nt
Organism: Arachis stenosperma
Lineage: Eukaryota; Viridiplantae; Streptophyta; Magnoliopsida; Fabales; Fabaceae
Exons: 2
Coding region: 1-1644 (547 amino acids)
Biological process (GO): DNA integration
Molecular function (GO): nucleic acid binding; RNA-DNA hybrid ribonuclease activity
Source: RefSeq, a predicted model, not a curated record